CCGUCAUUGUUCUUUGGAUUUGUUACCCGACAACAUCCAACACCGCUUGCGCCAGCCGCGCCCGCUUAUCAUCAUCGACAGCUUGGUGUAAACUGUCGUCUCUCCAGAGAAUCUCCCCUCUCGACACGAGCCCCGGCUGGUCUCGACUACAGUACUUGCUACGCCGACAGACAUCUCUAUCAGCCAUCGACUUACGAACCAUCAUUCCGCCAAUACCGCGACCGAAGCAUGAGGCUGUGAUUUCUACACUAGCUCGAAACUCCGCCCAGAAACUACACAUACCCCGACUAUUCCAAGCCACGGCAGCUUCAAAAUCCAACCAUGAUGGCGGCGCCCCAGCUGCUUCUGCGCAAACCUAAUGGCACCGCUGCCGGCCAGGCCACCAAUGAUGCCCAGAAUGCACCCAAGACCAAGCCUCAGUCCGAGGGCGAAAAGGUGGUUGUCCGUCGACUUCCUCCCCUGCUAACCGAAGAAGAGUUCUUCAAAAUCCUCGGCGACGAAUGGAAAGUCGGCCAUGGGAAGGUUGACUGGUUUUCAUACUGGCCUGGCAAGAGCUCCCAGCAUCCCUCAAGGCCAUCUCGGCCCUCCCGCGCCUAUUUUCACGUUAUCAGGAAAGAUGACCUUUUAGUGCUCUCACAAGCCGUACAGAAUGGCGUUUGGGAGGACGCCAAGGAAUCCUACAACGACCCAGUCCUGAUCCUGCCGCCCACAGCCGAGCUGUCGAUUCACAAGAAGAUUCCGAGCGACAAGAAACGGUUGGAUAACCGCCAAGGCACUAUCGACCAGGAGCCCGAGUUCAUGGCCUUCCUUGAGAGCCUUGCCAAUCCCGAUGCCCACAAGACUACAGAUACUGCCGGUGAACCGAAUGCCGAGGAAACGUCAGCCAAGCCGGAAAAGGUCACCACCACGCCACUCGUCGAAUAUCUUAAGGAGAAGAAAGCACAGAGAGCCAAGGAGGCGGCACUUGCCAGGAGCGCCAAGCAACAUGCUCGACAGGAAUCGCAGGGAGGAAAGACCAAGACUGCCACCGCGACUAUUACUCUGGAGGAGUUGAAAAAGCGGGCUAGAGAAGCCAAGGGCGAGAAGACGGAUAAGGCUUCAGAGAAACCGAGGGACAAUGUCAAGAUUUUGACAAGAAGGGGCGCAUCAAGUGCUGCAGCGGAAGCCGCCAAGGCUGCCAAUACGGUUGCCAGCCAGAUCCAGGACAACGCCCGGUCCAGCUCAAAGGCUGACUCCCAGACCAAGGCCGCCCAGAGCUCGUCACAAUCCGCCACUCAGUCGACUCCUUCAGCCGACGCAACAUCAGAGCUACCCAAGAGUCGACGCGCAGGCAUCGCCGCAGCAGCACGCAUCUUACAACGUGAUCUGGGCCUCAGCCCGGGCAACGCUCACAGAAAGGCACGUCAGGAGGCAGCAAAGGCUGAGGCUGACGCAAAGGCCAGCGCUGCUGCUACUGCCAGUGCCAAUGCCAGUGCUGCCAAAGAAACUGCAUCCAGGGAGAAGAAGGAGAAGGAGACAACUCCUGCGCCGGCUAGCUCUGAACGUUCUUCGACGCCAGCCAAUGCUGCCGACUCUUCGGCUGUUGCAUCGCCUUCGGCGUCUGCUAGAGGACGAGAGUCAGCCUCCGGAAGAACGCGCGGAAGGAGAGGCCGAGGUGGGACUACAGAGGAAGGAUCAAAGUCAAAGGGAACAGACGGCGGCAAGGAGACCAAACCUGCCGAGGUCGCGACACCACAACCGCCGAUCAAGCCAACAAUGAUCCUCAAGAAGAGGGAUUCCACACAGGCGACUCCAUCUGCACUCUCGACGCCUUCGACGCCUGUAAAUGCCCAACCGCCGGCCUUAUCAGCCUCGCAAAAACCUAGUUCCCCCAAGCAGCCUUCCACUGGGGGCAGGCAAAGGGGUGGUGGCCGCGGAGGCGAAGCUAAAGAGAACGUCCAGCCCGGCAGCAACGCAGCCAACACCCCAUCCACUCCGGCCCCCACAGGUCCAACCCAAGCCUUCAUCAAGCACGCUCACCAAACACAGGGCGUCGCCGAGUCAACACUACGCGAGGCUCUGCAAGCCUUCGGUGCCAUCAACUCAAUCGAUCUGCGAAAGAAGGGUUUGGCCUACGUCGACUUUGCGGACCCCGAGGCGCUGAAGAAGGCUAUCGCCGCGAGUCCCGUAACGAUUGCGCGGGCGAGCGUCACGAUUCUAGAGCGCAAAUCGGAUACCGAUAAGAAGGAAGACGGCGGCAAGGAUAAGGACAAGGACAAGGAGACUGCUGCUGCCGGACCUGCGGCGGCGAGUGCACUAGCGGAGAAGGAAAAGACGGUGCCAGAGAAGGAAAAGGAAAAUGAGAAAGAGAAAGCGCCAGAGAAGGGGAGGGAGCGAGAAAAGCGCGAUGAUGAAAGAAGAAGGGGAAGAGGCAGGGGCAGAGGACGCGAUGGCGGCGGUGGCGGCGAUAAAGACAAGGAGAAAGAGAAGGAAAAGGGCGAGAAGGGUGUUGAUUCGAGGGGAGGAGCAAAGGGCGAUGCCCCUGGUGGUGGUGCAAAGGAAGCCGUUCCGCAGGAGGGAGGUGGUUCCGAUCGUCCUGUUAGCACUCCCAAGGCCGAAAGAGGCACCGUUGCUUCUGCUUCGGCCCGACCGACCUCAGCACAGGACAAGGGCGAGAAAGACAAAGAGAAUGACAAGGGUGAGAAGGGCGAAGGCGAGAAGAAGGGUGAGAAUCGCAGUCGCAGAAGACGCGGCGGGAGAGGAAGAGGUGGUGGUGAUAAGGAUAAGGAGAAGGAUAAAGAUGGCGGUGGUGCCAAGAAGGCCGAGGGUGGUGGGUCCGCUCAGGCCGCUCCGGCUUCGUGAGAUUGGGAACGCAAAUGACGUUCACGAGCACGGCCUUGCGAUAAAAUAUGAUGAGGAAGAAGAUAAGAAUAUGACUAGUUGAGAGAUGAGCAAAGUCUAAUGAAUGAUGGUAUCUUAUCAACGUCCUACCG
Molecule: messenger RNA, 2972 nt
Organism: Neurospora hispaniola
Lineage: Eukaryota; Fungi; Ascomycota; Sordariomycetes; Sordariales; Sordariaceae
Product: Smg-4/UPF3 family-domain-containing protein
Exons: 2
Coding region: 322-2841 (839 amino acids)
Biological process (GO): nuclear-transcribed mRNA catabolic process, nonsense-mediated decay; positive regulation of translation
Cellular component (GO): nucleolus; cytoplasm
Molecular function (GO): mRNA binding
Source: RefSeq, a predicted model, not a curated record